Molecule: messenger RNA, 2156 nt
Organism: Sphaeramia orbicularis (orbiculate cardinalfish)
Lineage: Eukaryota; Metazoa; Chordata; Actinopteri; Kurtiformes; Apogonidae
Product: high affinity choline transporter 1-like
Exons: 10
Coding region: 206-1843 (545 amino acids)
Biological process (GO): acetylcholine biosynthetic process; transmembrane transport; choline transport
Cellular component (GO): plasma membrane
Molecular function (GO): choline:sodium symporter activity
Source: RefSeq, a predicted model, not a curated record
AUGUGUGGCCUCAGCUGAGGAUCUGAACUCUCAAAUUUCUCCCCAUCACCAAUACUGGCCAAGCCUAUCUGGAUGACGAGUGUGACAGGAUACAUGAAGCCAUUGUGAAGGCUGAAAAUUGCAGGUGUGGGAUUGUCUGACACAUCAAGCUGAAGCUCACAGCUGUCUGUUCUGUUGAUUUAAGUGACCUUCACAUAUACUAAAGAUGGCAGUAAACUGGCCUGGGCUCCUGUCCAUAGGAGUGUUUUACAUCAUUGUACUGGGUACAGGCAUUUGGGCGUCUAGGAAAGCCAAACGGGAGGAGAAGAAAUGCACUGAGAGUCGCAGUGAAGUUGCAAUGGUUGGAGGACGAAACCUGAACAUUUUGGUCAGCAUCUUUACUAUGACAGCCACUUGGGUUGGAGGGGGCUACAUUCUGGGUACUGCUGAAAUGGUCUAUGACCCUACAAAAGGGCUGGUGUGGGCUGUGGGACCCCUUGCCUUCUCCUUAAACCUGAUUCUUGGUGGAAUGUUCUUCACCACACCAAUUCGGUCAAAGAAUUACGUAACUCUCAUGGAUCCUUUUCAAGAGAAAUAUGGAAACACUGUAGCUGCUGUACUCUUUAUUCCUGUUAUACUGUCAGAUAUCUUUUGGACAGCUUGCAUUCUUGCUGGACUAGGAGGAACAGUGGGUGUGGUCAUGGAUAUCCCCUCCUCAGUGGCUGUGUGCAUCUCUGCUGCUGUUGCCAUCCUGUACACUGUAUUGGGAGGCAUGUAUUCUGUGGCCUACACUGAUGUGAUCCAGCUGAUCUUCAUGCUCUUUGGACUGUGGAUAUGUGUGCCUUUUAUCCUGACAAGUCCCUCUGCUGCUAACAUCACUGCUGCUGCAGUGAAUAAACUGUACCAGGACCCAUGGGUUGGAAAACUGGAGUUGGAGAAUGCAGGUUACUGGAUAGAUAACUUGCUGCUACUGUCCAUUGGAGGGGUUUGCUAUCAGGCUUUCUACCAGCGAGUACUGUCUGCAGCCACAGAUGCCCAAGCUAAGAUCACCUGUUACAUUGGAGCAGUCUUAUGUCCUAUCCUCGCCAUCCCAUCAAUCGUUGUUGGGACUGUGGCUGCAUCUACUAAUUGGAACCAGACCACCUUUGGGUCACCCAGCCCUUAUGAACAGGGUAAAGCUGGUAUGAUUUUGCCAAUUGCCCUUCAGCAUCUCUGUCCAUUCUAUGUUUCUCUGAUUGGUAUGGGGGCACUUGCUGCAGCAGUAAUGUCAUCAGUCGACUCUGUUCUUCUGUCUGCUGCCUCCCAACUGGCCCGAAAUAUCUACAAGAAUAUCAUUUGCAGACAGGCAUCAGAGAAGAGUGUCCUUGUGGUGGUUAAAGUAUCAGUUCUCCUGUGUGGUGUGAUCGGGGCAUGUCUAGCUCUGACAACGUCCUCUGUUGCCCUUUUUUGGAUCCUCAGUUCAGAUGUGUUGUACUCAAUGAUGACUCCUCAGGUGAUAUGCAUCCUCUACUUAUCCCAGUGGGUUAACGUCUAUGGAGCCUGUUGUGGGUUUGUGUUUUCACUACUACUGAGAGGUUUGGUUGGGGAGCCCAUGGUGGGCCUUCCUGAUGUGCUGCCUCUGCCAUGGGACAGGAUCCAGGAGGAUGGACACAGAUAUCGUCUGUUUCCAUUCCGCACUGCCAUCAUGCUCCUCACAUUUGUUGUUAUUUUACUGGUAUCACAAAUGUCUAUCAGGUUGAAGGGGAAGAAAUUACUGACAAAUGAUGCAGAAAUGAAUGAAAUGCAUGACCUGGGACCGAACCAGAAAAAUGUGGAAGAAAAUGAAGCACUGAAUAAAGAUGAGGAGCCUUCCUAUCCUGCAUAGGAAACAUUGGUUAAGUGAUAUUUGUGUAGAAUGUGGGCAGUGUUUUCAACCAGGGCUUUGUUUUUUGGUAAAAAUUAAUCUGUUCUUUUGUAUGAUUUGUAUUACGCUUUUUACAUGUUUUUGAAAAUGAAACCCAAAAAAAUUACAUAAUCAUUGCUGACCUGCCAUAGUCUCCUGCAUAGGAGACGGUAAAAAUGUAGAAUUUGGCGGGUGUGGGCACUGUUCUUUAUUUUCUUACAGGACGUAUUUAUCAAAUAUGAAAUGUAUCCAAAUAAGUGUUAAAAGUCAUCAGCACAUCAAAUGAUCUGUUUUA